UCCCAUUCCGUCUCUCCGUCUCUCUCUCUUUUCGGAAUCGGCGAGGGGUCAGGAGAGGAGAGGGAACGAACCCUCUUUUACCACCUGACGGCGACGAGGAUGGUUGCACCAACGCCGACAAUGAUGAUGACGACGACGAAGAAAAAGGUCAAAGAAGGAUACGACGACGACUGGGAAGAACGCCGGCGACGUCGAAACGAGAAGGAGUCCGACGGUAAAUCCGACGGAUUGUGACUUUGUGGAGGUGAGGGUGGAAUAGAAG
Messenger RNA from Linum tenue, 262 nucleotides. The record is from the annotation of a GenBank genome assembly. NCBI's taxonomy places the organism in Eukaryota, Viridiplantae, Streptophyta, Magnoliopsida, Malpighiales, Linaceae.